AUGAGUGGUGGCGAUUUGAAAGGAGUUGAGAAAGAGUCGCAACCAACCGAUGAGAAGAGUGAACCGAUGUGUGCUAACAACCACUGGUCUUGUGGCACUGAGUUGUCUAAAUGCCACACAGUCUGGUUCAAUAAACAAUGGUUAAUGGAGUUGGUGCUUAAGAGCUUGCUAGUCUUUUUCACUCUAUUGUCAUAUUUAAACCCAUUAACAAAUUGUUUCAUUCCUCUUCUUGACCAUAUACUUCUGGACGAUGUUUUGGGACCAAUUUAG
This is a messenger RNA of Echinococcus granulosus, 270 nucleotides long. RefSeq lists its product as hypothetical. Bases 1 to 270 code for a protein of 89 amino acids. NCBI's taxonomy places the organism in Eukaryota, Metazoa, Platyhelminthes, Cestoda, Cyclophyllidea, Taeniidae. The transcript is spliced from 3 exons. The record is from RefSeq and is a predicted model, not a curated record.